This is a messenger RNA of Cornus florida, 661 nucleotides long. RefSeq lists its product as uncharacterized. The record is from RefSeq and is a predicted model, not a curated record. The coding region runs from base 46 to 546 and encodes 166 amino acids. NCBI's taxonomy places the organism in Eukaryota, Viridiplantae, Streptophyta, Magnoliopsida, Cornales, Cornaceae. The transcript has a single exon.
CUAAAAAAUGGAGUUUUGGCAAUUCAAACUAUACGCAACAAUAUAAUGGCGUCUACACUUUUGGCAUCAACAGCCAUCACUCUCAGUUCAUUGAUCGGUGUUUUCGUGAGCAACACAUCGAACUCGGCCUCUGCAUCAUCAGAAUUAAUUUACGGCAACAAAACUCCCCUCAUGUCUUCAGUCAAGUACUUUACUAUCUUGCUCUGCUUCCUUGUCGCCUUUGUUUGCAGUGUGCAGUCUAUUAGGUACUAUGCCCAUGUUAGCUUCUUGGCUACCUUGCCCACAUUACAAGAUAAAAGAGAAUCUGUCGAGUAUGUUGCGAGAAACUUGAACAGGGGUAGCUUGUUUUGGUCACUUGGACUGCGAGCAUUUUACUUGUCAUUCCCUCUCUUCCUCUGGAUUUUUGGGCCGAUACCCAUGUUCGUUUGUUGCUGCAUAAUGUCAAGUGUGCUUUACUUCUUGGACACAACUACCAGCUUUACAAGGCAUCUUCACAUUCACUCUAUGAAAGGUGAAAAAACCGAGGAUGUUGAGAUUGGAAGCUGAAAGGCCCUUACAGAUUUAUAAAAAGCUACCCUUUAAUUAAGAGCAUUAUUUUGGAAAGAGAGAGAUUCUUGUAUUUAUGACACAGAUAGAAGUUGUUUGUAAAUUUGUCCUUGGG